UCGACUUCAUCCUGCUUUUUGAUGGGACCCAGUAUCCUAUUGCUCUUGGCCCUUCCAUUCCGAUAGACCCAACUGCGGUCCCAAUCCAGAAAAACAAGGCAUGGUGAGAUAUGGGGGUAUGGCAACUGGCGAGAGGUGAGCGGUCUUGUUCUGCAUAUUGCGCUUCGCCCUUCUCUCAACAUUUGAAAAGCAGCUCUAUGCACUCGCUGGCCACCUGUACAGGUGUCAAUCGUAGUUUUAACUUUUCAGGAUUGUACAAGUCGUCUUGCUGUCUUUUUAGACCAGGAUCAGACGGCCAAGUGGACCGUCUGGGCGAGUUGAUGUUGAAGCUAGCACUCUCGGGAUCCUUGAUACCGUUGCCCGUUGCUUUCUGUGUCCUGGGUUGCGAGGAGCACAGAAAGAAUAUUCACCCAUCGACUCUCAUCAUAUUUUGUUUAUUGUUCUCGGUUAUAUUUGAUGCAGUUCUGCUCAGACGGCCUGGAAUAGAGCAGUUCAGGAACGGGUCUCUCUAACGUCAUCAAUUCCCCGGAACACGAAGGAAGUUAAACUCUGGGACUGAGCGAUCGAUGGUCACACAGUAUUCAAGCUCUCGGGCUUCGAGAGUUGGAGCUGCCAAACAAAGCUCGAUUGCUGAGUUUCAAAGACUUAUAUUGAGUUAGUUCCAGUGUCUCUCUCGGCUCUG
Amorphotheca resinae ATCC 22711 is the source of this 682-nucleotide messenger RNA. RefSeq lists its product as hypothetical. The coding region runs from base 111 to 512 and encodes 133 amino acids. The record is from RefSeq and is a predicted model, not a curated record. The transcript has a single exon. NCBI's taxonomy places the organism in Eukaryota, Fungi, Ascomycota, Leotiomycetes, Helotiales, Amorphothecaceae.